AUGGAGCAAUUCUUCUGUGGCAUGGGUAUCGAGGAUGAUACCACCAAGGUGUUCCGAAAGUACGAAUCCAAUCGGAACGUGGGAAGAGUUCGUGGGAGAACUCAAGGAGCAUUUCUAUCCGAAAAAUGUUGUACUCGAAGCUCGAGCAAAACUAAAGCAAUUGAGACACGAUCGUUCCAUCUUGGAAUAUGUCAAAAACUUAUGGAGAUCAAGAUGCAAAUCCCGGACUUGGGCGAGUUAGAAGGGUACUUUGCAUUCAUGGAUGGAUUACAACGUUGGGACAACAUGGAGAUCCAAAGGAGGGGAGUGACCGAACUCUCCAAGGCGUUAGAUGCAGCCGAGGCCAUCGCCCCGUUUAAGGUAAAGAAGAUCGACUCUCUCCAAUCCAAGUCAAAACCCAAGGGUAAUAGUGGGGGAGAGAAGGCCAAAGGCAACUUUCAUAAGCCAACGGGAAGUCAUGGGAAACCGAAUGAUCGACCCAAAAAGCUCUUCAAUCCUUGGGAGAAGAAGGGGGAAUUAACGUGCUUCAGUUGUGGAGGAAAUCAUAUGAAAAGAGAUUGUCCUCAACUUGUGAAAGUUGCUGCCAUCAAGGAGAACGAUGGGGUAGAGAGUGAGACUCUCAAGCUUGGCUCCAUCUUUCGCACCAUGGAUGUAAAGAAGGGCCGCAAGAAGAAAGGAUUGGUGUAUAGACAUCACCGUCGCAGGCCAAAAGAUGAGCGCACUGGUGGACACAGGUGCCUCAGAAUUGUUCAUGAAACCGGAUCCAUCAAAACCGUGAAUGCCGAAGAAGUUCCAAUUUCGGGGGUCACAAAGGGAAUCGAGAUAACCGUCGGAGGUUGGUCCGGAAAGGAAGCCAUCAAGGUAAUCCCUCCCGAUAAAUUUGACUUUGUUCUUGGGUUAAGUUUUUUGGACCGAAUAAAUGCUUUCCCAGUGCCUUUUGUUGAUUGCUUAUGCAUUCCGGAUCCAAAGCAACAAUGCAUCGUUCCAGUGAGCCGAGGGCCCAGAAUCGAGGCCAAGAUGUUGUCCGCAAUCCAAUUCUCAAAGGGGGUGCGCAAGGAGGAACCCACCUUUAUGGCUUCAUUGGUGGAAACUGAACCCACAAUGACUGAGGAAGUCCCAAGAGAAGUGGGACAAGUAUUGGCGGAAUUCAAAGAUGUAAUGUCUGCCGAGUUACCCAAGAAGUUACCUCCAAAGAGAGAGGUGGAUCACAAGAUUGAGCUUGUGGAGAAUACGAAGCCACCCGCUCGGGCCCCUUACCGAAUGGCUCCGCCCGAAUUAGAGGAGAUGCGCAAACAAUUGAAAGAUCUCCUCGAUGCCGGAUACAUCCGACCAUCCAAGUCCCCCUAUGGUGCACCGGUGCUAUUUCAAAAGAAGCACGAUGGUUCUCUACGGAUGUGCAUAGAUUAUCGAGCUUUAAAUAAGCUCACAGUAAAGAACAAGUAUCCCAUUCCCCUAAUUGCGAACUUGUUUGAUCAGCUUGGUGGUGCAAGGUGGUUCACCAAGCUAGAUUUACGAUCGGGCUAUUACCAAGUCAAGAUAGCCGAAGGAGAUGAACCGAAGACAGCUUGUGUGACCAGGUACGGUUCUUACGAAUACCUUGUGAUGCCUUUUGGCCUCACGAAUGCUCCAGCCACCUUCUGCACAUUGAUGAACAAGGUACUACAACCCUUUCUAGAUCAUUUCGUUGUUGUUUAUCUUGACGAUAUUGUAGUAUACAAUAAGACCUUAGAGGAACACGUUAAACACUUGAGAAGGGUGUUCCAAGUCUUACGAGAGAACGAGCUCUAUGUUAAAGAGGAAAAGUGCUCGUUCGCCAAGAAGGAAGUACCGUUCCUAGGCCAUGUCGUUGGAGGAGGCAAGCUCCAGAUGGACAAGGACAAGAUUCGAGCAAUUGACGAGUGGAAGCCACCCACCAAGGUGACCGAAUUGUGA
Messenger RNA from Hibiscus syriacus, 1932 nucleotides. RefSeq lists its product as uncharacterized. The transcript is spliced from 3 exons. The record is from RefSeq and is a predicted model, not a curated record. Lineage: Eukaryota; Viridiplantae; Streptophyta; Magnoliopsida; Malvales; Malvaceae. The coding region runs from base 1 to 1932 and encodes 643 amino acids.